This is a messenger RNA of Myxocyprinus asiaticus (Chinese sucker), 3810 nucleotides long. It is a transcript of the gene c1ql4a, whose product is annotated as complement component 1, q subcomponent-like 4. The record is from RefSeq and is a predicted model, not a curated record. The transcript is spliced from 3 exons. Gene Ontology annotation, molecular function: protein binding. The coding region runs from base 1445 to 2167 and encodes 240 amino acids. Lineage: Eukaryota; Metazoa; Chordata; Actinopteri; Cypriniformes; Catostomidae.
CAGAAGUCCAGCCUUGUUGGUUGUCUUGGCGUUGUGAAUUCUCGCGACAAUAUUAGAACGAAAAAAUCGGGGGAAAUAAAAUCGAAAGUUUAAUAUGUACGCACACUUGAGUGCGCGGUCUAGUAAAUUACAUUCUGUUUAGUUAACAAGGUCAGAAGUGAUAGUCGCAUGAAGUUAGCUUACCUUAAAUGACUGGUUUAAGAAUUUAGGACCGGUAUUUCUUGUGUCCGAGGGAAGAGAAGAGUUUUUAUCUUCUGAGGAUGCUCUCCUAAUGAAAUACACUGAUAUUCACAUUUACCUCAGAACUCAGCAAAUGUAAGGACAGACAUCAGAGGAAGAUUUGUAUCCUCAAGCAAAAGGUUUUCCAAUAACGCCGAAGUGCGGUUCUGUUUCUGUGGAAUUUUCCCAGUCUCACCAGAACAACUAUAGACCUGGAUAAUACUUUUACUAAAACAAAAAUAAUACUAAUAUUCUGAAGGAUCAAUACACUGUGGCUCAUCCGGUUUUGGGGCAGGACACUGGACAAACGCAGGUGGUCAAAUUUCAUUCUGCAGAAGCAUUUUAGUGCACCAGUACUACAGGAAGAUUGGAUGGAAGAAAUCUCACACUUUAAAUUGAGCUUCAGUGCUUUGUGUCAUCAUCAGACCUCGUCAUAAUUUUCAUUUUUAGUUGUUCAAGCAGAUAACUGUGAUUUCUCAAAACCCUUAACAAACUGAUAUUUGCAGUUGUUUAUUUGCCAGCUUGCAUGCUUAAGAAACCCUUUUUGCUGUUAGGUGGAGGGAACUUGAAGUGGAAAAGAACAAGCAUGUGAUGCAAUGCAAACAAGCACCUCAAAGAGUCUCCUGUGUUUUGGAGAAUUCCCUACACCUCAAGUGAUAACAGACACCCGCACAGAAGAGGGGAUGAGUGAAAAAAUCAGUCUUGUUAUUAACCAAAAUAAUAUAUCACUUUAAAAACACGUAUUGUUCUACGACUAAUACUGUUGUUUUCUGGUCAUAGUAUUAUUGCGUAGAAGGUGGCCAGGAGCCUCCUUGUGAUCUCGCAUUCAGUGACCCCAUCGUCAGUUUUCCCUGCCACACCUUUCUGUUGCAGCUGCCACUUUUCCUUUCCAUUUUCAGAUCUUCCUACCACUAGUCCCUUUGCACCUUGUCCUUUCUGUAUGCUCCACACUCUUCUUGGUCUCCUUGUCUCAUCCAUAAAUUCAUCAAUUAUCCUUCUCUCCACUGGCCUCAUACUUCCGUAGACAUUUGUGGUGUGUCUUUACUUUGCGUACACAAACGCACAACCCCACACCCGUUUUUACAUUUUAGCAAGUGUUUCUCAGACUUAACCAUUCACGCUGGCGGGCAGCAUUCCCCCUAAAAGAGAGGAGGACUAUUUAACGCUUGCCGCCUCCCGGCUCAGCCGCCGCAAGCGUGUCAUAGGAGCGGCCGUGGGUGUGGCCAUGGUUCUGAUUCUCCUGGUCGCCAUCCCUUUACUGGUCCACAGCACAAAAGGAGGAGGAGCCGGAAAUACGGGAAGCCAUUACGAAAUGCUAGGAAGUUGCCGGAUGGUUUGUGACCCCUACACCACUUCUCAUGGCCAGGAGCUAACAGCGGUUUCACCACCAACUCCUGAUUUCCCAAACCGGAGGGGAAAAUCUGGUUAUCGGGGACCUCCAGGGAUCCCAGGACCACCUGGUCCUCGAGGACCACCAGGAGAGCCUGGAAAGCCAGGUCCACAAGGACCGCCAGGUCCGGGCCCUGGUGGUUACGUACCAUCAUUCUACAGCCCUAAGAUUGCCUUUUAUGCAGGCUUGCGCAAGCAACACGAAGGCACUGAUGUGCUCAAGUUUGAUGAUGUGGUGACCAAUGUUGGCAACUACUAUGAGCCCAGCACUGGCAAGUUCACAUGCCCUCUACCUGGUAUCUACUUCUUCACAUACCAUGUCUUAAUGAGAGGAGGAGAUGGGACAAGCAUGUGGGCAGACCUCAAGAAGAAUGGACAGGUGAGGGCCAGCGCCAUCGCCCAGGAUGCUGAUCAGAAUUAUGAUUAUGCAUCCAACAGUGUGAUCCUGCAUUUAGAUGUGGGAGACGAGGUGUGUGUGCAGCUGGACGGAGGGAAAGUCCAUGGAGGGAACACCAACAAAUACAGCACAUUCUCUGGCUUCCUCAUUUAUGCUGACUGACCUGCUCAGUUGCUACAUGAUGCUGCUCUACACAAACAUACAUUGAGAUGUACUGUGUAUAAACACACACACGCACACACGCACACUUACAAGUACAUAUGCACACUGAACAGGCUUGAAAGAAAUGGACAUGGUUUAAUACUGAGUAGAAGGGUUCCACAGACACGAUGCACCAAGACAACUAUUACCUUCAUAAAGCAAGUGGAUUUCUGAUACUCUGUUCGUAUAUGCGUAAAUUAUCUUCAACGUUAUACCCUUAUCCAAACUUAAAUUAAAAUGCAUAUAAAUAUAUGUCUGUAUCUAUCCUGGACAGUGACAAGCUCAUAUUUUCAUCAAUUACGUGUACUUGUUAAUGUAUUUGUUACAUAUUGUGUGCCAUUCACAAAAAAUAAAAAACAAAUAAAAAAAUAAUCACAAUGAAAUUGCAUUUACACAUGGCUGGGCUUGGGACAAAAUCAGUUUUUAAAUUUAUUUUUCAAAUAAAGACAGUCAAAUAGUGUAAUAGAUGUAGCUCAAUACAGCUACGUACUGUAUAUGUGUGCACACUGUGCAUGGCUAGUGAUUAAUCUCCUAAGUCCUCUUGUUCAGUUCAUUUGACUUGAAAGUGACUGUUUUGGCUGUCUGUGGAAUUGGAAGUAUGGCCUGUGCAUUUGGAUACACAGUAGUGUUAUCGAAUACACAAUGGCUUGCCACAACAGCCACAAAUGGAUUUUCAAUAGCACUAAAGCACAUGGCCCAGACCGAAACAUUAAUAUAUUGAUUUAGACUAAUAAGACUCUUCAAUUCAAACCAAUGCAACUACUCAAUAAUGUGAGACUACUGUUUAACACACCAAAUAUGUUUCAUCCACAAAAUUAAAUUGGACUUUUUAGUACUUUUUAAGUGGGAAAAUGUAAUACCCCACUUUGGAGAAGUUAUGGAGAAAUAUAUUAAAGCAUAUUUAUGCUGCAUACCCUUCAUUAGAGUGUAAACAAUCUCUCCCUUGGUUUGAAAUCAAAAUGUGAUUUUUUAAAAACGGAAAUAUGCAUUUAACAUCACAGUCUCAAAAUAACAUUCGCAUAUUGCACUUGUUGUAAUAUGCUAAUGUGUGUAUGUUAAUGUACCCAUUUAGUCAUUUACGAUAAUGUAAAUGCUCUAUUUAUUGAUUCUAAUUUCAGCAUAUUGCAGAAUAUCAUUAUAUACGUUGAUCAGUUUGCACUGUAAUAGAAAUAAGGUCAGUACUAUGGAAAUUGUAAGAAAUUAAUUGGCAUUUUCUUUUCAUUGAAAGAGAAUAUAUUUUAAGUGUAGCAUUGAUACAUCAAUCAUUGCAAUUUAAGAGAAGGAACAUGGAGGUCAAUAUACUGACCUAUCAAAUAUAAAAAUUUAUAAAUUAUUUCAACCUUAAAUAUCUAUAUUUUCCUCAAGCCCAGAAAGAGUAUCUAGAGUCUAUUUCUAUUUUUUAGAGAAAUGUGAAAAGGUCAAAGUGUAGAAAUAACACACCGGACAUAAUCUCAGAAUAGUGUGUGUAUACGUUUUAAAUACAGACUAAAUUUGAGUAAUAAUCUAAUAAUAAUUCCUUGAAAAUUACAGUAUCAAGGGGUUGUUGGCACAAGUAUAGCCAUGUGCAAAUACACCGAGAGACAGAUAACAUGUCAAACAUUAAA